AUGUCAUUGAAUGGCCUUGAUGGAGCUGCGGUCGCCGAAGCGUACCAGGCUGUGCUUGCUGAUGCUGGAGGAUGGUUCCUCCUCAAGUAUGCCAAUCGCGAUACGGUAGAGUUGUUGCAGAAGGGCACCGGAGGAGUCCAGGAGGUCAGAGGUGCUAUUGAAGGAUACGAGGAAAAGUCACCACUGUAUGGCAUGGUCCAAUACCGGCGCAAAAAAGUAAUUCUCAAAUAUGUGCCAGAGGGAACGUCGCGGUUGUUGCAAGUGCGCUUGACCGUCCAAUUCCAGUCCAUCCUAGAAACAUUCACGCCUCAUGACACUGUCUUCUCUUUCACGGUCGCUUCAGAGUUGACUGAUUCUACCCUUGGUCUGAGCACGAUGCUGCUACCGUCUGCAGGUUCAUUGACGUCGUCUACUUCGUCCUUACGACGUCGAAGAUUGGAUGAAAUCACUGAGGAUGCCGAAGAAGGGAAUUCUGAGCCUGAAGAAAAAGUCGUCCACCCGACGCAAGUGGAACAGGAACCUAUCACACCCAAGUAUGGGAGACACGAACUGGAUGAGCUGCCAGCAAGUGCGGUCCUGGCGAAAGCUCUUCUGGCGAAGAGAAAAGAGACUGCCGCUUCGGCCUCUACAGGUCAUAAUGAAGACUCGAUCCGCCUCGAUAUUCCUGUGCCGCCGCCAGCAGCCGCAGUUUCCCACAAAGGACAAUCAUCUCUGAAUCCAACAACCAUUGAAAAGAACUUGGCUAUUACUCCAGAGUCAACACCACCCACUACGAGCGGUGGCGAGCCUGCAAGAGCCCCAGAUUUUGAAACAGCGAGCAAUAUCCUUCUGGAUGCAACAAACCGAGAUCUAACCGAGCCUGCGACGCCACGCCCUCCUCAAUCUCAUCACCUGUCGCCUGCUGAGUCGGAUAGUAUCAGUCAGUGGAGCAGCAAUGUUGCUUCGUACGCUGGGGUGAAACCCAAGAAGAAAAAGCUAGGACCUAGACCACAUGUUGAAGCGACGAAUCGUCCCAAAACGUCGGGCACUGCUGAUAGUAAUCUCGGCGUACGACCAGUCGCAAACCUACCACACAGUAUUCGUGUGAACAACAGGUCUCUACUGACACUUUCUGGUCGCCCCGGAUCACAGCGAUCGACUCGCAGCGUUCCUGGACGUUUCGCAAACUCGAGUCAUUCGUUCAGCGGACCACCACCACUACCUUCGCCAUCUCACAUACAGUCACUCUACAACCCAAUUGAAAAUCGGCCGGCUGCGUCAAGGCCUGCUUCAGUCACUACCGAAGCGUCUGCAGCCACUCCGGAAAAGUUGAGGAUGAUGAAGGCCCUUCAACUUCGCAAACGGAACAUGUUGCUUGCGCAGCGAUCUACUUUGACGUCUGCCACCUCACACGCGCCUACGCCUUCCGAGACAAGCCUCAGUACUAUUUCAUCCUGCAGUGAUUUGUCUACAGUCACUAGUCAAGAGCAGCAUUCAAGUGUCGACGAGGAAUCGAAAUUGGCUGAGUCAUCUUCCACGACGUCUCCUACUUUCAUGACGAACACUUCAGAGGAGCCGUCCACGAAGGCGUCAUCUAUCUCAGAACAAGACGAUAUCUUGAACAAGCGUCGGUCGCUGUCUUCAGCUACUAGCUCAUCGAUCACACCGAAAGCUCCAGCUCGAGAAUUACCUGCACAAGCUCACGAAAAAGUGGCUACUAGUAGACCUUCAAGUAGUCAAGGAUUGGGUAUCCCUGUCUCCUUCAGCCAGCAAUCUGAUAUCUGCAAAGAAAGCACCACUUCUGAUAUCAGACAAGCAUCUGGUGUCAACAUUUCUCCACCGACAACUGCCGCUCCGGAAGCUCCAUUACCAGUACAGCGUCAUGCACCUAAGCCUUUACAGCUGGCCAGGGGUGAUACAUCUGUUUCUGAUGAAUCCUCUGACGAUGAACUCCUCAUGGAUGACAUUGACAAUGCAACUGUUCACGAAGCGAAACCAGUGUCUGUCGCUCGUUCUCCAGUAGUCACCCCCAUCAUAUCAACAAAAGGAAGCUCAGAUAGGCUGCGCGAGAUUGUGACGAAAGCUUCACUCUCCAGCCAGCCACCGAAAUCCAGCCGCGGUAGUACUCCGGAGGGCAGGCGCACUGCCAGCAGAUCCGGCAGCGUUCGCAGUGUAUCCACGGCACUUCCACAAUGGCCACCUGUGCAAGCUGAGCCUAUGCCAGCUCCUCUGACCAAGAAACCAACUCUCGGAACUGGAAUAUCCAAACGCAUUAAGGCUCUGGAGGUCUUGACAGCAAAAGACACAAACGCCUCACAACCUCCUACACCCACGCGAGAGACUUCUGUCGGCAAGUCAGCUUUCUCGUCAUUCAUGAAACGUUCAUCGCUGGUUGGAAACCACAUGAAACCGAACGCCUCAACUGAAAGAUCCCCCCCAAAGAAAACACCGACGAUAGUAUCACUGUACGACCCAGUCAAGCAGACGAACGAUACAAAGGAGUCUCGGCGGCCGUCUAUUGAUAGCUAUGCGCCCUUUCAGAAAGCAGAUACCAUAUCCGUGACCGCAAAAAUUGUCCGAGAUCCUAACAGCAAGCAUCCUCCAAUGUCACCCAGUUCAACUUUCAAUACUCCUCUUAAUCUUUUCCGAAGUCCAUUGAUUGUGGAGCAUGAGAAGCAUGACAAUCUUGAAAGAGAAGACUCAUUUACCUCCAGACAGUCCAACACUAAAAGUCCCACCAGAUCGGAGAGAGGGCGGUUUUCCUUUUCCUCGCACCGUUCAACUUCACAAACCAAUUUACCUCGCUCGGAGUCAAACCACAGCAAGAUUUCAUAUGCCAGCACACAUAAAAAGCAUGGAACGCGGUCCAACAGUGAUGCGGCCUCCUUCACGGAAGAAAAGUCAAAAUCUUCUAGGACAAGUCGGUUGAUGAAAAGGGUGUCAACCUUGACAUCAUCCCGGAGCAAAAUACAGUCGGGCUCGAAGGAGCAGACACAUCCCAACACAAUCCAGGAACAACACGACGAAGACACCAAGGAGCAUUCCGUCCGAGAAUCACUGAUGCACAUUGUUGAUAUUGGGGAUGUUAAUGUCCAAUUCCCUGAAUCUCUCCUGUGGAAGCGCCGUUUCAUGAGGAUUGACGAUCAAGGAUAUCUUAUAUUUUCGCCACCCAUGAAUGAUGCAAGCACAAAAUCUGUCAGCCGGAAGUAUCAUCUCAGCGACUUCAACCGACCAACAUUGCCGGACCUGGAGCGGGAAGAAAUUGCUUGGAGCAUUAUUCUUGAUUUGAAAGACGGAUCAUGCGUGCAGUGUGCAUGCGAAAGCAGGCAGUCCCAGCAAGGCGUGCUGCAAAGUGAGUUCCAGCCAUCUUUUCUAGUAAUAAUCCUCUAA
Messenger RNA from Exophiala spinifera, 3369 nucleotides. RefSeq lists its product as uncharacterized. Lineage: Eukaryota; Fungi; Ascomycota; Eurotiomycetes; Chaetothyriales; Herpotrichiellaceae. The transcript has 3 exons. Bases 1 to 3369 code for a protein of 1122 amino acids. The record is from RefSeq and is a predicted model, not a curated record.